This is a messenger RNA of Hydractinia symbiolongicarpus, 1629 nucleotides long. RefSeq lists its product as uncharacterized. The coding region runs from base 1 to 1629 and encodes 542 amino acids. The record is from RefSeq and is a predicted model, not a curated record. Lineage: Eukaryota; Metazoa; Cnidaria; Hydrozoa; Anthoathecata; Hydractiniidae. The transcript has a single exon.
AUGGAUGGAUGGCAGCGAUUCGAAAAGUUGGAGCUGCCAUCAAAGGAGGCCUUCUAUAGGAAGCUGAAUAUGAAAGGAAUCAGCAACAGGAACUAUGCCUAUGCGAAAGAGGUAUGGAAUGUCAUUACCCCAGAGGGUGAUAACGUUACCAUGGGGGACUACAAUGACAUCUACCUGACCAUAGACGUACUGCUAUUAGCCGACGUCUUCGAGACAUUUCAAGACGUCUACUUGGACAACUACAGCCUUGAUCCCGCCAAUUUCUACUCCGCACCUGGCUUGGCAUGGAAGGCUGCACUCAAAUUUACGGGGAUUAAGUUAGAGCUUCUCACCGAUCCCGACAUGCUCCUGAUGCUCGAGAAGGGUAUAAGAGGAGGCAUAACCCAGGCCGUACACCGGUAUGCCAAAGCAAAUAAUAGGUACAUGGGAGACCAGUAUAACCUGGAGGUUGAUUCCUCCUACCUACAGUACCUCGAUGCGAACAACCUAUACGGAUGGUCGAUGCGUCUAGACCUGCCCACGGAUGGUUUUAAAUUGGUGUGGAAUGUUGAGGCAUUCACCGAAAGGCGGAUCGAGAAGCUCGUUGAUGAUAAUAAGCAUGGGUACAUAUUAGAGGUUGAUAUCGACUAUCCCAGGGAGCUACACGACAAACAUAACGAGCUGCCGUUCCUGCCCAAGCGCACGAUGGUCCACAGGGUCAAGAAAUUGGUGCCUAACUUGGAGCAUAAACGUAGAUAUGUAAUGCAUAUCAGGGCAUUAAAUGAGGCCAUAAUACAUGGGCUUGAGUUCAAGAAAGUGCGCAGAGUGAUCCGAUUCAACCAAAAGGCAUGGCUGAGGGCCUAUAUUGAUCACAACUAUACGGAAUAUACAAAUAUACGGAAUCACCGCAACAUCCAGCUGGUUACAAACGAGGACAAGUAUACGAAACUCGUAAUGAAACCGAAUUUCAAGGGCGGAAGCAGGUUCAGCAAAAACCUGGUAGGCGUUGAAAUUGGCAAGACCGAGGUCAAGAUGAACAAGCCGGUGUAUACAGGCCAGGCCAUCCUGGAUAUGUCAAAAAUGGUGAUGUACGAAUUCCACUACAACUACAUGCAGCCCAAAUAUGGUAGCAAGCUGCAGCUCUGUUACAUGGAUACGGACUCGUUCGUAUACCAUAUACGAACCCACGACUUUUACAGGGUCAUAGCCAACGAUGUUGAAGCACGUUUCGAUACUAGUGCGUAUAGCAAGGAUGAUAAUAAACCUCUCCCCAUGGGCAAGAAUAAGAAGGUGGUAGGCUUAAUGAAGGACGAAUUAGGUGGCAAAAUCAUGACUGAAUUCAUCACCCUCAGGGCCAAACCCUACGCUUAUAAGAGCCUCACAAAAGAAGGCAGUGGUCAAAAAGCGAAGGGCGUGAAGAGGUGUGUCACGAAAAAAUCAAUAACCUUCGAUGAUUAUUGGCGGUGUCUGGAAGAGGGCGUAGAUAUCUACAAAACCCAAGUCUUGAUUCAGAAUAAGAAUCACCAAAUAUAUACCCAAAAAGUGAACAGGUUAGCCCUUAACAGGGCAGAUGAUAAGCGGAUCGUGCAACUGGACCAGUUCAAGACGCUUGCCAGAGGCCAUUACCGCCUGGCGUCUACAGGGGAAUAA